AUGGACGCCUUCACCAAGAAGACGCUCAAAACCUCUAGAGGCUACACAUACACCUACUACACCUCGGCAGGCGACAAGUCCCUCCCAGCCCUCGUCUUCCAACACGGCUGGCCCGACCAUGCCGCCAUGUGGGCAGACGUCGCCGGCCCUCUGCGCUCUCUUAACCACCCCAUACUCAUUCCCGACAUGCUUGGCUACGACGGCACUGACAAGCCCACCGACCCUGCAGCCUACAGAUGGGACGGCAUGACAACCGACAUAGUUGACCUCCUCAACGCCGAGCAGCACGACAAGGUGAUUUCCAUUGGCCACGACUGGGGAUCCGCGGCCGCCUGUCGAUUAGCACACUACUACCCGGACCGCGUGGUCGGACUCGUCAACCUAAACGUCCCGUAUACGCCGCCGACUCGCCAGCAGUUUGAUCUGGAGAAGAUGAAUCAGUUGACGCAGCAGAUCUUUGGCUAUCAGUUCUUUGCCUACUGGCAGCUUUUCACAGCCGAGGAUGGCGUCGAGGUCAUAGAGAAGAAUCUAGAGCGUAUGUACCACGCCAUGCAUGGUCAGGCCGACACCAUGAAGCAUCUAUUUUGCACACCCGGUGCUUUACGAGAGUACCUCACCAACACCACCACUCCCCCCUCCCCCCUCCGCCCCUACGCCCACUCCCCCACCCUAGAAUCCACCUUCCUCUCCCAAUUCACCACCGCCGGCAUGACCGGUCCCCUAAACUGGUACAAAGCCACCACCCUCAACCACCAAUUCGCCUCGGACUCGCAGCUUCCCCAGCACGUCGACAAAAUCACCGUUCCGGUGCUGUAUAUUGGCACGACCGAGGACCCCGUGUGCAGGCCGGAAAGCAUGGUGCCGAGUAUACGCGCGGGGCUGCUGCCGCGGCUUGAACAGGCGCAGAUGGUGCAGGCGGCGCAUUGGGUUACGUAUGAGAAGCCGGGGGAGGUGGUGGGCAGGAUUGAGGGGUGGGUUAGGAAGCAUUGGCAUGGCGGGGAGAAGGAGUGA
This is a messenger RNA of Plenodomus lingam JN3, 1011 nucleotides long. RefSeq lists its product as uncharacterized. Gene Ontology annotation, molecular function: hydrolase activity. NCBI's taxonomy places the organism in Eukaryota, Fungi, Ascomycota, Dothideomycetes, Pleosporales, Leptosphaeriaceae. The record is from RefSeq and is a predicted model, not a curated record.